This is a messenger RNA of Megalobrama amblycephala (Wuchang bream), 2874 nucleotides long. RefSeq lists its product as uncharacterized. Bases 1311 to 2324 code for a protein of 337 amino acids. Gene Ontology annotation, molecular function: mannosyl-glycoprotein endo-beta-N-acetylglucosaminidase activity. Gene Ontology annotation, biological process: protein deglycosylation. Lineage: Eukaryota; Metazoa; Chordata; Actinopteri; Cypriniformes; Xenocyprididae. The record is from RefSeq and is a predicted model, not a curated record. Gene Ontology annotation, cellular component: cytoplasm. The transcript has 3 exons.
AGCGAAGUCCAAAGUAUGUUCGUUUACAAAUUGUGCACUCUGGUAAAAAGCGUUUUGAAGUCAUAACAUAAUAUCGCGCGAGGAGACGUGAAAACAAGUCUUUAUUAAUCCAUAAUCUGACCCCGGCCGUGUAUGAAAAUGAUCAAAAGCGCUUAUUGACGUUUUACCGCCUCUAGCGUUCUUUUCUGUAGUUUUUGAAACUGCAGCGAGACGUACGCAUCGCCAGAGAGGCAGCUGAUAAUGGCAAAAGGAGCAGUAGAUUGGGCCACUGUAUCCACCCCCUGUGCUCUUUUCUGAUUGUAACAGUAUAUACUAAGCAUUCAAGAAGAUAUCCAGAAUGGCAGAAAACAAUGAACCAGUGUCCUUCACGACCUUGGCUAUUGUCAUGAAGCAUAUAGACCCAAACAUGAAAUUAUCAGAAGCUCAAAUCUGGGCUUCAGAGCUCCAUAAAUGCAUUUCUGAUAUGCAGAAUCGUAAAUAUUCUUCCUUGCUAGAAUUCUCUAAUGAGGAAGCACUUUGUUGUGGUUUGUGCUGUCCGGGUACUGCAAAGGAAAAAAUUCAGGCUGUUAUUGACUAUAGGAAAAGUCAUCCUCUACCAAGUCGUUCCUACUUAUGAUUUGAUUGUACAUCUCCACAAGGUAUUGUAAACUAAUUGCUUUAAGCUAUAAAAGGAAAAGUAGAUUAUUGGAAAGCUGCUAAAUCAAGUAACAUCUCUAAAUGAAGUGACAUCUCAACAUUAUCCUCUGAUGUGCUACUACUUGCAGCUCAGACUUUCAUGUUUCGAAACAAACAUUGCAAUGCUUCUGAUGAAGAGGCUCUCCACGCUUUUCACAAAGCCAUUCAAUAUUUAAAAGGGGAGCAACGUACAUCAACUGAGUUCAUAAAGUGUUGCAUCAUUGAGCUCACAGGGAUUAUCCAAUGUGUAAACCAGCAUUUCACAGAAGAAAGCAUAGACAUAUUUGGCUUUAGAAUAGCUAAAAAUGUGAUGGAUAACAUAAAUCAAGGCAAAUGGCCUCUAAAAUCAGAUGAUUAUUCAUGGGAUGUACACUUUCUCUCCGAAGAAACUAUAAUGAGAGAGAAGAAAUAUUUAGAAACAAGAGUGACAAUUACAUAUUCCCAGAGUGGGGCAGGAUGGGGCAAAACUGUUACCGCUGGUACAUGUUUUGUGCACAAGGUGUAAACAGCAGGAAGGAAUAUUAUGCAAUUAAAAAAGGCUGUUACAAUCAAGGGUGUUUUUUAUGAAGUUGACGGUGAUUUCAGAGCCAGCGAAGAUCCUGCCCUUCUGAAAGAAUUUUAAAAAGACUAAAUAAAUGGACAAUGUUAUACUGAGUUCCAGGGGACUCCUAAAUAUUGCUGGAGCAGUGAUGGCAAACCUCCUGCUCACCCAUUAUUUUAUUGUGGCUCAACUCUACUGGUCUAAUUCUCCAUGCAAUUUAAACUACCAACUGGAACAAGUCACAGAUAAAGAGGCACUAACACUACUUUAUGAUGAGAUGCCCGCUCUAGAGGAAAAAGGAAAAACUGAUUCUACAUUUAAAACAUACACUUGGUUUUUGAACAAACCAAGUAAUGCUGUCACUGACUUCCCAGAACUAAAAGAUUAUUCUGAGGGACAGACUUUCUGUGAGGACUACUUAUGUCCUUCAACAGAACCCCUUCAAACAGAAGGCUUUAGUUAUGAGUGGUCAAGAGAAGAACAUGAAACCUCACACAAAGACUUCAUAUUAAUAUACAGAGCAAAGCCAACCCUUGAAAGAGUUCCUCAGGUUAUUACAGAGGAAAACAGAAUAAGAUUUGAUUACUGGCAGUAUAUCAAAGUGUUUGUUGUCUUUGGUGGGUCACAUCGUGAUGGAACAGUUCUUGCCUCAGAUCCAGCUUGGAUUGAUCAGGCACACAGAAAUGGGGUAGGCAUAUUUGGCACAGUUUUUUUACCUCCUCUGGAAUUUGGGGGAAAUGUGAAUGACACUGAAGAAUUGGCAAAACCAGAGAACCUACAGAAACUAGAGGACAUUGCCCACCGAGUAAACUUCAAAGGGUGGUUUCUGAAUAUUGAAAGCUUUGAGGACUGUAAUGAGCCUCGCUUAAAAACGCUGAAACACUCAAUUAAGGAAAUGGAUCUCAGGUGUAAAGAAAUUAUCUGGUAUUUACCCAGUCAUGAUAAAAGUGAUGACUUUGACCUAAAAUCUAGAGGAGUAAAGAUGACGUGUGAUGAGAAAAUCAAUAAUGCAGCACCUGCUUUUAAGGAAGAAAAGGGAAAAUUGUAUUUGGAUUUUUCUCAGCUGAUUGAAAGUUUUAUUGUUUGUUUUUUUGUUUUUGUUUUUUGAUCAGGCUUCUCGGAAUUACCACAUGUUUGUUGAUGAACCCUUUUGAAAAAAUACACUAAAACAGACAAGAUAUUUAGUAGACCCUGUCAGAUUUCGACGUGCACAGAACUGUCUUUGGCAAUUUUUUCUGGGUGAAAAUGGUCUGGAAAGAAAAAUCUGUACUAUAUACUGCUGUAUUAACCUGCUCUCUAGACCCUUAGAUAAGACUUUAGAUGGCAAUGUAAAUAUAAAAUUGUAACACAAAACAUUUCACAAAACUAGUUCUGAAAAGCUGUUUGGCUCAUUUUUAAUUGUGUUGGGAUUUGUUAGUACUGUCAGUUUCAUUUUAGGUGUGUAUUAUUUCACCAUCUUGAAAUUAUGUUAAACAGGACAUAAACGUGAAACGUAAUGCACACUGUAGCAUGCCAUUCGUUGGUGAAACUGAAAUAUGUAUUUGAGACUGAGCAUCUUUUUCUGUUUUUUUUUUUAUUAGAAUGAUCUCACAUAAACUCUUGCAAGUAAUACAGGACAAUCCUCUGUGUUGUUUAUAUGAUGUAUUGUAAUAAACUUA